This is a messenger RNA of Zingiber officinale, 963 nucleotides long. RefSeq lists its product as uncharacterized. The transcript is spliced from 5 exons. Gene Ontology annotation, molecular function: glucosamine 6-phosphate N-acetyltransferase activity; monosaccharide binding. The record is from RefSeq and is a predicted model, not a curated record. Gene Ontology annotation, cellular component: endoplasmic reticulum; endoplasmic reticulum-Golgi intermediate compartment; Golgi apparatus. NCBI's taxonomy places the organism in Eukaryota, Viridiplantae, Streptophyta, Magnoliopsida, Zingiberales, Zingiberaceae. Bases 40 to 798 code for a protein of 252 amino acids. Gene Ontology annotation, biological process: UDP-N-acetylglucosamine biosynthetic process.
CUAAAAAGGCCUUCGAGCUCAAUCCCGAUAAAUUGAUUGAUGGCCGUCGCCUGCGCUGCGAUCUCCGCCUCGUACCCUUCCCUCCAUUUCAGCCCUAAUCCCUCGAGGAGACCCCCUCCGCCGAUCUCCAUCUUCGCUGGCUCCUCCUACGUCGACCCCCUCCAGCUCCGGGCUCUCCUCGGUGCCGCCAACCACUCCUGCCACCGCUUCCCAGCCCUCUCCCCCGACGGCCGCGCCCCGCUCGCUGACCCUGACAAGCUUCGUGUUGCUCUCGCCCAUAGCUCCGUCGUCGUUUCAGUCUUCUGCCGCUUCAAGUUCGUGGCGGAAUAUGGCUCUGGCGCCCGUUGGGAUGUGGUGUCUUCUCCCUCCCCCCUCGAUAUGUUGCUGCAGAGAGCAGUGCCGGCGUCGGCGCAGGAUCGGCAGCUGGUGGGGUUUGGUCGGGCAGUUUCGGACGGUGGAUUGGCAGCUUCCAUUCAUGAUGUAGUGGUUAUCCCUUCUUUACAGAGACGAGGUAUUGGGCGAAAGAUAGUUGCACAAAUUACAAGGAUUCUAACUAGUAGAGGCAUAUACGAUAUCUCAGCCUUGUGUUCAGAAAAUGAGAGGUUAUUUUUUGAGGCCUGUGGUUUCGGAGAGGAUCGUCUUGGUUCUACUACCAUGAUGUAUACACGAACUCCCCCAGACUACAAAAGCAAUCAAGUCGUACGAGUCGCUGGCAGAUUGCAACUUCUGGUCCCACCUGGACGAGAGUUGAGCAGCGCUAUUUUGAAUUCUCAGUCAGAGACUAUCAGGGAGGAGUAAAUUGUUAUCUUCUAGUCAAUCGUAGUUGAUAUGAAAUACUAAUUUUUGAUGGCCAUGGAAUUCGAGUGAUCCUGGCUCGUCUAUUUGGAUUGUUAAAAAGUCUAAUUGGGUCAUCAUCUUCAACUAAAAUCCAAUCCCCAAUUAAUGCACAAUUUCUUCAUCUUA